Messenger RNA from Hyposmocoma kahamanoa, 1163 nucleotides. RefSeq lists its product as uncharacterized. The record is from RefSeq and is a predicted model, not a curated record. The transcript has a single exon. Bases 1 to 1104 code for a protein of 367 amino acids. Lineage: Eukaryota; Metazoa; Arthropoda; Insecta; Lepidoptera; Cosmopterigidae.
AUGCUUACCGUUUACUUAAUUUUGAGUAGUUUUCUUGUAAGUUUAGUAUUUAGUAAUGACAACAUAAACAGCAAUUACACAACUGCUACCAGUCAUGACGGCAAGAACGACACCAUAGACGCGUAUGGUUAUUGCACGCACCCAGACUGUUCGCUGAAAAACCAGCACACCAUGUGUACAGCGGCUAAUAAGCAGAGCCCGAGACUGUUCGCGUCAGGAAUGACCACUUGGAUGCGGUAUCAAAUAAUGUUACUGCACAAUCGUCACCGCGAUAACAUCGCUAUGGGGCUCGAAGCAGGACAGCCGCCUGCAACCAACAUGCGAAAGAUGUACUGGGAUUAUGAGUUAGAAAACAUGGCCGAGGUAUGGGCACGUCAAUGCCAAAAGCGACAUGAUGAAUGUAGAAACACAAUUAGAUUUAAUGUUCUACAGAACAUGGAUGUUAGACCAGUAGUAGCCAGAGUCACAGAGGCUCAGUUACUUGCAGAUGCGGUAGGUGCAUGGUUCUCAGGAUCGAGGGUGCUGCCCCCAGAACACGUGUGGUCAUUUAGACUUGGCAACUGUAGCGCCACCAGCGGUUGUAACUCACACUGGUACUCUGCUGCCGCUUGGGCUUCCACCUGGCGUAUAGGCUGUUCCCAGUCGCUGUGCACCGCUAACAAACGCUCUUGUGUUCAUUUUCGCAAAAAAAGGCGACGUUCAGCAAAAGACCCUCCUUCUGUUCACUUAGUUAAUGAGACAGCUGUAGUAACAACCAAUCAUAAAAGUAUUUUGCGUCGUACUGGACUCGCUACCUCAUCAAAAACUCAAAGAUUUGAAGACUACGCUACUACCAUAAAACCUAAAUCUAAGGACUCGCCUUUACAUCGCGGAAUGAUGGACAUCAUUGAUAAAGAUUCAAAACAAUCUGAGUUAAAGAUCAUAGCUUAUACAUUUUGUAAUUACGGACCUGCAGGGAAUAUAGACGGUUUUCCAAUAUACGAAGCUGGAGCUACUUGUAGUAAUUGUCCACAGGGAACUUAUUGCGGUGACAGAACGCAUAGAGCGUUAUGCGCUAUAAGAGGCGACCCUGAUGUUAGCCAAACACGACAAUCUAAUUUUUGAGAGUAGUUUUGUUUAGUCACUUUUAUUAUUUGUUUUAUUUUUAGUAAAUUUAAAUUCUG